Molecule: messenger RNA, 2812 nt
Organism: Rhineura floridana
Lineage: Eukaryota; Metazoa; Chordata; Lepidosauria; Squamata; Rhineuridae
Product: leucine-rich repeat-containing protein 37A-like
Exons: 18
Coding region: 406-2712 (768 amino acids)
Source: RefSeq, a predicted model, not a curated record
GAGCCUUGCCCAGCCCCAUGCCGUUGCACCUUGGAGAUACUCAAUUGCAGCAGGAUUACCAGCCCUCCCGGACUGCACCUCGUGCCCCUUCCCAAGCCGUUUGAGCAUGCCCACGUUUUCUUCUUCUUAGACUUCACUGGUAAUGCGAUUUCUUCCAUUGGAAAACAGGUGUGGAGGGCCUAUCCUUGGGCUGAAUACUUGGUCCUCAAGAGCAACAGCCUGAGCAGACUUCAGAAUACCUCUUUGGAUGGCUUGCUUUCACUUACACACCUGGACUUGUCGUGUAAUAAAAUCCACUUCAUUGAGAAAAACGCAUUUGAACCUGUCCCAUUUCUGCAGUUUAUAAAUCUCAGUGGCAACAUUAUUGGGCGGAUCACUCAAGGGGCGUUUCAGGCCUGGCACGGAAUGCAGUUUUUGCUCAAGCUGGUUUUCAGCCAUAAUCCACUGACUGUAAUUGAGGAUGACCAUUUUUACAGACUGCCCUCGUUGAAGUUUCUGGACCUUGGUGGCACAGAAGUUACCCCAAAUAUAUUGGAGGACCUUCUCAAGAUUUCUCUGCAAUUGAAAACUCUCAUCUUGCCCAAGAAGAUGUCCUGUUGCCUUUGCCAUAUUCAGGACGACAUUGAAAUCUUGUGUGACACAGUCAAGUUGGACUGUACCGACUCAUGUGCCACAAACUUCACUCUGUGUGAGAAAGAUGAAACUAUGAGUAAGAUGCAAGAAGAUGUCAUUAAGAUAUUAGAAACCAGGAAACUGAAUGCUAGCAGCAUCCUGAGCAUCGUACCUGAGAAGCCUUUACAUGACAAUGUGACUCUGGCUCUCUCAGCCACUGAGGGCCGGUCUCAGUUAGACAUCCGUUUUCAUAAACUCCCCACCAACCUUUUCAAAUCAGUCAAGGGCUUCAAAACGCUGAACACUGGGGACCUUCUGAAUGUGAAGUGGGCUGACCAGAGUGAGCUGAAGAAGCUGUACCUGCUGGCCAAUUUGCUGCAGGUGGCACUCAAAGAAAAAAUUGCGGAAGAUGAAAGAGCGAGCCAAGGUGGGUCAAAGGUCCAAACGGAGGAGCCUGUGGAAGGUUCAUCUGCAGGUGUCACCCUGCAGAAGGAAGGCCAUCUGAGAAAAGUAAAAAGAGAAAUUUGGCUUGGGAAAAAUCCAAGAUGGGCAGAGUCAUUUCUCAGGGUUGGCAGAGAAAGGCGACAGUUUGCAAAGGUUGCUAUGCAGCAUGCAGAGCAGCCAACUAACCCAAAUUUGCAUGCUGGGCCACAAAUCUGGAGGAAGCUAGCAGAGGGCCUAGAACCUCAAAGUGUGGCUUCCUUUCUCAGGCUUCACCGAGCAGCGCUUCAGUCCUCUUCGAAACGCUCUGUUUUGCAGUCCCCAACUGAGAGCCCUCCCUUGACCGCUUCCAUCUUGGUGGAUGAGAAUCCCGAAGACCUGACAGGCAAAGUGGUCAUUAUUUUGAAACACUCCAACAAAUCCAGGAAGGCCAACCAGGUGGAAGACACUCCUGUUGGAAAAGAGGCUGCAGUGCCAACUAGUCAGAAUUCGCCAUCAGAGAGGAAUCCUGACCUCUUCCAAAAUGAAGAGAGUGGAGAAAACUCAGUGGAAGUUUUGCGGGAGCGUCUAGAGUCUGAGAUAUUGAAGAAGGAGGAGCUGCUCAGCCAGCUAAUGAAAGGAGAGUUGAAAUCCAAAAUCCCAGCUGAUGACUCGGAGACCUCUUUGAACGAGCUCUCCCCUGACAUAACCUUGUCCCACGAGACGCACUGGGAGCAUCAUGAACAGAGGACUACUACUUCUCCCCGCCUUCAGCUUUUGCCAGCUCCGGGUGACUAUUUGCUUCAGGGUGACCUCUUUGAAUCUGAACUGAACAAGCGUUUGGAAUCCCUCAUCCCAAAUGCACCAGUGAGGAACCUCAUAUCCCAUGUGAUCCGUAUCCUGAAAAUGGACUGCACCGAACCCACCAUCCAGAUGGCUUGUGCUAAGCUCAUCUCCAGGACAGGCCUCCUCAUGAAACUCUUUAGUGAGAGAGAAAACAUCAAGGAGACCACCUCCCUGUGGAAGUCGUACUUUUGGUCUACCAAGAAUGUACCCAAUAUGACUACAGCAAGCCCAAGGAAAAUGGGAAAGCCUUCUGAUGAGAUAGCAAGGCAGGGGAUUCCAGAAUAUGGGUACGGCAACAAGCUGUUGUUGGCUAUUUCGGUGACAGCGGUGAUAAUGAUUAUCAUUGCAGUAAUUUGCCUGAUUGAGAUCUGUUCUCAGCGUUCGGCAGCUAAAUCAAGGGAUGGCAGCCCUCAUGAAAAACGGACCUUUCUGGGCAGAAAGAAGAAAGGCGCACCAGAAAAAAAGACUUCUGGAUCUUCAGUUGUUAAGCCUCUUUGGCUCACAGACAUGUAUCAGCCUGUGGAUAAAAUACGGACGAAGAACUUGGUUGGUAAAUUGCACGAUGAAGAGUACUGGGAUGAGGAAGAUCAAUUCAAUUGGGCCAAAUCAAGACCAUCGGCAGGAGGGGAACCCCCUCCGGAAAAGGCCAGUUCAAAAAUAGUUGAAGAGCCCCCUGUUAAAAAGGCCAGUUCAAAGAAACUGGUGCCAGAGAAAGAAGAAGUCCCUACUGGAAGUUCGAAGCCAGAGUCUUCAGGGGAAGAAGACGAAAGCGCGUCAAAGAAACCUAGUUCAGCUGAGGAAGGUGAAGCUGAGGAGGAAGAGGAGGAUGAAUGACUGUUCCUUUGUGAAUACUGCUGUAUAUUAUCUAGAGCACUGUAUAAAGUACUGUUAUUGUUUAUACUGAAUAUAAUUAAACACAUUCCUCUAAAAUGUA